AACCUCAGCAGAACAACUGUCAUGGCGGCAGCGAAGCUACCACAUCGUGCUCUUGAGGUUAUAUUUUCAUAUUUGGAUAUAUCUGAUCUUCGAAAUUGUUCUCUUGUGUGCAAAAACUGGUACAGGUAUCUGAACGACGAAAAUAACGAUGUUUGGCGGUUACACUGCGUAAGGAAGCUUGCAGAAGAAGCACUUAAGUCGGACAUCCUGAGCAACGUGCCUACUUACAAAGCGAAGUUGCGCGCAUUUUACCACGCUUGGAAUCCAAAUGAUUGUUCUAGGAACAUCUACGUCAAGGCAAACGGAUUCACUAUUCAUCGCAAUCCAGUGGCACAGAGCACGGAUGGGGCGAGAGGCAAAAUUGGUUUCAAAACAGGUCGUCACUGCUGGGAGGUUUGGUGGGAAGGACCUCUUGGAACGGUAGCCAUGAUCGGUCUUGCUACACAGAAUUCGUCUGUUCAAUGUCAAGGGUACACCCCUCUGAUUGGAAGUGAUUCGCAAAGUUGGGGCUGGAACCUUGUGGACAAUCAUUUAAUUCAUAACGGAGAUAGUCAAGGGAACUACCCACUGUUGAACAAUGCUCCGAAGUACCAGGUUGGAGAAAGAAUACGAGUUAUACUUGACUGUGAGGACAACACAUUAGCAUUUGAGAAAAACUAUGAAUUUUUAGGUGUCGCUUUUCGAGGGUUGCCAGACACACGGUUAUUUCCUGCAGUGUCUGCGGUCUAUGGCAACACCGAAAUUUCUAUGGUUUAUUUGGGACCACCGCUGGAUGGUUGAGAGAAAAAGAGAUCCAUUCUCGCUGUCUGAGGAACAUUUGUGUCAUGUCUGCAUUAUUGUCCGACUAUUAUUGUGUCAUUGUGUGUGUAUGGAAAAGGGUUCGGGGUGGGGGUGGAAGAUUGACAGAAUCAUGUACACACAAAAAUGGACAGGGGUGGGGGAUCAGGUAUGGCAGGUUUUAUGUAUAAUGGUGUGUGUGUGCAUUCAUGCAUGGGAGAGAGAUGAAUACAAGAGAGAAUGAUGUGUAAUUAUACAGAAAUUGUUUUUAAAAAUAAUGUUAAAAUGUGCUCACUUUAGAUGAGGGUGUAUGCAUUCAUGCAUGCGUAUGCUGUGUAAUGCACCUGCUAUCACACUGUUGCACAGUUGUGAACAAAUACUUGCAUCAGGUUUUAAAAAAAAGCCUGCACAAGCAAGUUUUUUUAAUGUUAUGUGAAUAUUUUGCUCCAUGUGUGUAUAUAUAUAUAUGUUUCUCUAUGUUUAAAUCGUGUUGUGUUUGUGUCAUUAGUCCAUUCAUCAUCAGUGCAUUUUGUUGUACAUGUUCAUUUCCAACAUUUAUUUACAAUUUUAGCAGCCUGCAGUUUUCACCAGAAAUGAGUGUGGUCAGCAAACAGAUAUUCAAAUUUUACUGGGCAGGUUUUAAAAUGAAAUUGUAUUUUUUUUUUAAAAAAAACCACUCGUAUACUUUCCUGAUUUAAAGUGUUAAUUGUCUCUUGUAAUGUGUACUCCUAGCUACAUGCAUAUCUUUAAAUGAUGCUAUUUUGGGGCAUUGAAAAUUCUGUCAUGAUUUGUUUAACUACUGUGCUUGUGAUAAUAUUUUUUAUGCUUAAUUUGGAUGUAUAAAUUCUAGAAAAAAUAUGACUGGAAGAUUGACUAAAAUACUACAAAAGUAUUAAUCUUGCAUUCAGACAUACUCUCUAUUUUCCUGCUGUCGUCCUAAACUGCUGGCUUUAGUCUCCUGCCAUUUGUACAAAUAAAGUUAAAGCAGGAUUACUUAAGGUGGUACCCAGGCCAUAAUGCCCACUUUGCACUGCAGUAAUUGACUUGUUUUAGGAGACUUCAUAUGCAUUGUGUGUGCUAGUCUUUACAUCUUGUGCACCAACUAGAUUUACAGAAUAGAAAAGGUAAUUAUGAGCAUCAACAGCAGCAUGUGUCAUUUUUAGAUUCACCAUUGCAGUUGAGAGAUGUUUUUAUUUUCUGUUGGUUUUUUUUUAAAUUUGUUUUUCUUGUUACUAUUUUUUAGAUUGACCUUGUCUCCUUGUAUCACUUCACAGGCUCGAAAAGGCCAGUUUCUGAAGGUAACAGAGAGAUGUGUGUGAGCGCGAAUGUGUUAAAAUAUAAGUAUAUUGUGCAUACCCUUUAAAGCUAUAAAGCGUUGUUCAUUUAUCAACAUACCAGUUACCAUUUGCUUCUUGCUCUUUUAGUCCUUUUUUUAAAUAGAAUAAGUAUUUGAGCAUUUAUGACACAAAAGCAUGUACACAUGUGAAGUUCACUGUAUGUGCAUGUGAUCGUAGAUUCAGAGGCCAUUUCCUCUUGCAGCUUUGUAGAAACACAGGGCUAAGAUCUCUUCUCAGUCUGUCUUGUGGUCCAGGAUUGCUACAUGAUUGUUAAAAUUUGGGUUGUUUUGCGGAUGUGACUCUACUGUGCCUGCCACUGACUACUCGGCCAAAGAUAUUACCACCUAAAGGCUUGCAUCCCUGUCAUUGUCUUCGGCCUGUUUUCAGAGGAUGAGCUAGAACUCAAUACCACUUCCACCAUUCCAGUGGUGUUAGAUGUCACAUUUAUGCCAUGUUGUGCAAAGAGGUGGCAUUCUUCUUGCGAGUCCAUGUAGGCAGUGCAUCAGCAAGAGUCUCUGCUAGGCCAUUACAUUGCUGACCAAGCCCAUUGGUUUAUUCUGUUGAUAAAACUAUUAGACAUUAAAGUUUGACUGAAAAAUAGUGUUUGCCAGCACUAUUGUGAGCAGUACUUUAGAGGUUGUGAGAUGAUGCAAGCACAUAGUAAUUAUGCAAACUCUCAUUUAUAAAGUGAUUUAGUGUAAUAUCUCCAUACUGGUAAACUAUGAAAAAAAUAUAUCUUCAGUCAAGGAUAGGGCAUUCACUGUGUAAUUCUUUCAUCACUGCAUAUCACUUUGUUAAUAUUUUAUCAUCACAGAGUUUAGUCCUUGCAGCGUAAUCCUCAAAAUGGCUUUGUUGCUGAUUGAUGAUUUAAAUAACAGCCCUGCGGCACUUUCAGAAUGUGUUUAGCAAUGCUUAUUUAUUAUCAUCUUUGUCAUUGACAUGCUGCAGUGGUAAGAAAGUCUUGUUAGUAAAGGUAAUGAAAGCUUCAGCAAUCUGUGAACCUCUUUUUUUCAUCUGGACAAUUUUCCUCUAUGUUUUAAUCAUUAGUGGAGUUCUGAAAAAAGGCAGACAUUUGCUUCAAAUUUUUGUUCCCAAGAAAAAAAGAUGAUUUUUUUCUUUUAGAAUAUCCAUUUCUUAAUAAUCAGCUCUCCUAUUUCUAUUGACAAAAGUGUUUUUUAAAACCAACCAUAAAGUUUACAAGCAAAUCAUACAUACAUUUCAGCAGCAAUCAUUUUAUUUUUGUUGAUCUGUUUUUUAAUCACAAUAUAUUAAUUGACAAUGCUGCUAAAAUGGAAAUACGUGUAGAUGAAAUUAGAAUUGCAUCUUUGUUUAUGAUCUUGGAUUUUAAAAGUUUUAAGUGCUUUUUUUUUUUAGGUGAUGAUACAGGAGAAAUGUUAACAUCCAGUCUUGAUCUAAUACUGUUAUCAUCAGGGUAAGGGAUCAUCACAGUUGUAGACAUUUUAAAAAAGAAAUUCAGAAAGGAAUACAUGGCUAAGAUAUUGGAGUAGAAAAAGUACAGUGAUGUUUACUGCAAAAUAAUGAUUGAUUAAAAUGACAAAAUAUUCUGCCCCAUUUUGUAAGAACACAGCAUCCUAAAUCCUUUUAACAACAAUUCAUUUUAGCACAUUUAUUAAAUAUCCUUUCAAAGGAUUAGAAAUUGUGACCACUACGUAGCUUUUUUCAUGAAGAGAGAAAAAUAGUGUAGAAGGGAAAAAUUACCAUUUUCAUCAGUUAUACAGCCCUACUACAUCACAUCAAUUAUUAAAGAAAUGUUAAAAUGUUUAUAUAACUGCUUAUGGUACUAGGUAAAGUAGCACUGGGCUUGUUUAUGGUUCCCAGUCACUUAAUCCCCAGACACUUCAUCCCCGACACUUCAUCCCCGACACUUCAUCCCCUAGACUUUUAAUCCCCAGACA
Messenger RNA from Pomacea canaliculata, 4030 nucleotides. Its product is annotated as F-box/SPRY domain-containing protein 1-like. Lineage: Eukaryota; Metazoa; Mollusca; Gastropoda; Architaenioglossa; Ampullariidae. The record is from RefSeq and is a predicted model, not a curated record. Gene Ontology annotation, cellular component: SCF ubiquitin ligase complex; synapse. The transcript has 3 exons. Bases 22 to 780 code for a protein of 252 amino acids. Gene Ontology annotation, molecular function: protein binding. Gene Ontology annotation, biological process: proteasome-mediated ubiquitin-dependent protein catabolic process; synapse assembly involved in innervation.